This is a messenger RNA of Fukomys damarensis (Damara mole-rat), 1080 nucleotides long. Its product is annotated as histone-lysine N-methyltransferase EHMT2-like. The record is from RefSeq and is a predicted model, not a curated record. The transcript has 3 exons. Bases 469 to 1080 code for a protein of 203 amino acids. NCBI's taxonomy places the organism in Eukaryota, Metazoa, Chordata, Mammalia, Rodentia, Bathyergidae.
UGGCUCUGUCCCUCGUGAGCCUGUGCUGCUGUCCGACCGCCUCCCUCUGUUCGCACGUGUGGGUCAUGAUGUGUCCCCUGUACCUCCCUGCCCGCCAGCUCUCUGCUGAAGAAGGUCCUCGGCCCUCUGAUCCAGCUACUGCGUCAAGAAGCUGCACUCCCGCCUGAGUCCAGCCGCUUUCCUGUUUGGAACUAGCUUGAAUGUGUUUGUGUCUGAUGCCUCCUGCUCUGAGCCCAGGCCAGGAAGAAUUUCUGGGUCCCCUGCCCUGGGCCCUGACUGCUGUGGAAAGGCAGAGUGGGAAAAGCCCGCGUGAGCCGACUCUGUCCAGCCCAGGAAUGCCGUGGUCAGAACGGCCUCCCAGGCAGGAGGGAAGCCCAACAAGCAGGCUUUGUUCCCUGCCUGCCAGACCGACCGACAGAGCAAUUUAACUUUUCCUUUGACCAGCAGUGGGAGCUGCUGGGCCCCAAGAUGAAAAGGACAUGGAGGCAGCGGGAGGCUCCAAAUGGAGUUGCCCUCCACCAGCUCAGCACCCUCCUUCAGGGGCUGCACCUCGGACACCCCAGGACGGGCCAGGCUGGCCUGCGGGCACUGCCCAUGAACACGGCCACCCCACAGCUGCUCCUGGAAGGGGGAGCCCCAGAGCCCCAGGGCCGCACUCGCCGCUGCCUGUCAGCCCUCGAGUCCACAAGACAGCUGGAGGAGGAGGAAGAGGAAGAGGAGGAGGAAGAGGAGAGGGAGGAGCACCAGAAAGACAGGAAUGGCUUCCAUGCUGUACCCCUCCGAAGGGCAGGGGCUUUCCGGGCCCACAGCCACACCCACACCCACGACCCCUUCAAGAGACAUAGCUGGGGGCCUGACAGGGAGUUCCAGGACCCACUGAGCAGAAAAGCUGGGGGCAGCGCCGACCCUGCCGAGAGCGUCCAACCUUCCCCGGAGGGCCAGGGCCGGGUGCGCAUGAGCCCGGACCAGGCAGGGGUCGCCUGGGCCCCGGAUCCCGACCCCAGCCUGGGUACUGGGAGAGGCACAGGCACAGGCCCCGCCAGCUCCUGCCUCGCCAUCGAGUCCGGGCCUCGGCAGUAA